Penicillium macrosclerotiorum is the source of this 1272-nucleotide messenger RNA. Its product is annotated as glycosylphosphatidylinositol-alpha 1,4 mannosyltransferase I. The record is from RefSeq and is a predicted model, not a curated record. Gene Ontology annotation, molecular function: alpha-1,4-mannosyltransferase activity; GPI mannosyltransferase activity. Gene Ontology annotation, biological process: GPI anchor biosynthetic process. Gene Ontology annotation, cellular component: membrane; glycosylphosphatidylinositol-mannosyltransferase I complex. The transcript is spliced from 3 exons. Bases 1 to 1272 code for a protein of 423 amino acids. Lineage: Eukaryota; Fungi; Ascomycota; Eurotiomycetes; Eurotiales; Aspergillaceae.
AUGGCUAUGUUUGACUCCGCGUCACGGGUCUUUCUGGCCGCCACAGCAUUGCGCCUGAUCCUGCUUGUCUACGGCGGCUGGCAGGAUGCUCACUCGGCUGUAAAAUACACCGACAUUGACUACAUGGUCUUCACGGACGCAUCGCGCUUCGUGGCUAAGGGUCAAUCCCCAUAUACCCGGGACACCUAUCGGUAUACGCCACUUCUAUCGUGGAUACUUCUCCCGACCGCCUGGGAAGGCAUGGCAUCACUGGCUUCCGUUGCCUUUGCGUUCGGCAAGAUCCUCUUCGCCCUGGCAGAUGUACUGGCUGGCUGGCUGGUUGUCCAACUUUUGUGUCGGUGCUAUCAAUUCCCACCUGAGCGAGCUCUUCGAUACGUUGCUACUGUGUGGCUCUGGAACCCCAUGGUUGCUAACAUCAGUACCCGUGGGAGCUCCGAAGGUCUACUCGGCGUGCUUGUUGCCGCGCUGCUGUGGGCGACAUUAACCAGAAGGGCGGCCUUGGCUGGAGUCAUCCUAGGGCUCUCAGUCCACUUCAAGAUCUACCCAUUUAUCUACGGGGUCUCCAUUCUAUGGUGGUGGGAUGCCCAGCGCGAUGGUGCGAGCCCUGCUCAGAAAUCUGAUCUGGUCUCGCGCAUUCUGGGAUUCGUGACUCCGUCGCGGGUGAUCCUCACCUUCUCGGCAGUGGCCACUUUUUUUGCCCUGAAUAUUGCCAUGUAUAUGCAAUAUGGCAUGCCUUUUUUGCAUCAAACCUUCUUCCACCAUCUCACCCGCAUCGAUCACAGACACAACUUCUCCCCUUACAGCACCCUGAUGUAUCUCGCCUCCGCUGGCGAUGCCAGCUAUCGCUUCGAGGCCCUCGCUUUUCUACCGCAAUUGCUGCUUGUUGUCAUUGCUAUUCCAUUGGUUCUGGCCAAGAAAAGCCUGGCAACUACUAUGCUUGCACAGACGUUUGCCUUUGUCACAUUCAAUAAAGUCUGCACUAGCCAGUACUUCAUAUGGUAUCUGAUAUUGCUUCCAUUUUACCUGCCAUCUUCAUCGCUCAUCAAAAAGCCGACGCUGGGUAUCACAGCUGCCAUCCUCUGGGUCCUUGGACAGGCUCUGUGGCUCUCGCAAGGCUAUAAUCUUGAAUUUCUUGGCCUCUCUGCCUUCGUCCCUGGGCUCUUCCUUGCGUCCCUCUUCUUCUUCGCGGUAAAUAUCUGGAUUCUGGGAAUUAUCAUCCACGACGUAGGCGAGGAUGAAAACAUAAACCCUGUAACAAAAGUCGUCCAGUGA